Messenger RNA from Symbiodinium sp. CCMP2592, 705 nucleotides. The record is from the annotation of a GenBank genome assembly. NCBI's taxonomy places the organism in Eukaryota, Dinophyceae, Suessiales, Symbiodiniaceae.
AUGGCCGUACUGGGCAGCGGGGGUAGCUGCACACGAGAGGCACACCUCCGGGACAACUCGGUGGUGAGUCCAGAUGCGAUCGGCGAAGGAGACACUGCACGAGACCAUGCAGAUCCAACCAAAAAAUCGCAGUCGCAGAAUGUUUUGAAGUAUCAUGUGGAUUUCAAUUCAGAUGUUCCUGGCGAAACCGCAGAACUUUGGGUUGGCACUCCGUAUGCGGCGUGGAUCGAGCGGGACGUGCGCCGGCGGCACGCGAAGGAACACAUGGCCAAGAUCGACGAGCUGCAGGAGCAGCUGCGGCAAGAGGUGCAGCGACGUGAAGCAGUGGAGCGAGAGCUCGAGGAAGCCAGAGAGGAAUUGAAGAAAGUCCCAGAGUUGCAGGCAGCUUUGUCUGAGAGCAGACAGACUCUCAUCAAGUAUGUGGAAAAGGGUAUGGCUGCCAGUAGCCUUGGGAAUCUGUUUGCUGUGUGCCGCAACGUCCUCCACCAGUGGCGAAGACACACAACUGUGAACACCAUCGACCGCCUGCGCAGACGCACUCCCGACGUGGGCCGCUGCCACUUCGAACUGCUACAGCUGCACGAGCAGGGCCUCGAGCAUCUCAAGGCAGUGCAGGUUGACAUGUUGAACUCCGUCGCGCGUUUCAUGGACAAAGAUGCCAUGAUAAUUCCAGAUCGCGACGACACAGAUGAGGAAUGGUCUUGA